AUGGUAGACACAGAUAUAGUCUUAUUUCCCGACGAUCCUGACUAUCCUACCCACCCCUGCCACAACCACGACCUUAGGGAGGCUAUCAUGUCUGGGAAACAGAUCAAAAUAGCCAUCAUCGGAUCAGGAACUAUUGGCCUCUCGUUCGCAGCUCUUCAUCUAUUGAAGAACGACGCUGCCGAUGUAGCAGUCUUUGAUACCAGACCCGAUCUGGAUGAGUACGUUAAGAGACAUCUUCCGGGAUAUCUCAAUGUCGAAGACAGUGGACGGUACAUGAAUCGCCUCACGAUAGCCAAAACCCUUGCCGAAGCUGUGGAGAACGCGUAUGCAGUACAGGAACAAGGUCCGGAGAAGCUGGACUUCAAGGUCUCCGUCUGGCCUGGGAUAGAGCAACACGCACUCAGAGAUGCUCUCUUCUGGUCCAGCACCUCUGGCAUCCCAGCAAGCGAACAAUGUAAGAACAUGCAGGACAAGUCUCGACUGAUUGUUGUCCAUCCUUUCAACCCACCACAUAUCAUGCCUGUCCUUGAACUCGUGCCUUCACCGGCCACAUCUAAUGAUGUGAUCGAUCGAACAUUAUCUUACUGGCGGGGACUCGGCUGCAGCCCAGUAGUUGUGAAGAAAGAAUGUACCGGUUUCGUGGUGAACCGUCUAGCUUUCGCCUUGUUCCGGGAGGCAUGUAGUCUCGUCUCCUCAGGCGUCGUAUCUGUUGAAGAUCUCGAUGAGAUCGUGACCACCUCGAUGGGACCACGUUGGGCGGUUGCUGGACCUUUCAAAGCUUACCAUGCGGGAGGUGGCGAAGAUGGCUUGAGUGGAUUUAUGAGUAAGAUCGGUGGGACUGUACAGGGGUGUUGGGAUGCUAGUGCGGAUGAUGUGGGAAAGCACGGGAUUGUAGUCGGAGGGGAGUGGCAGGAGGCUAUUUGUCAGCAGGCUGAGGAAGCUUACGGGCUUGUUGAUACUAAGGAGAGGGAUGAGACGACGAAGAAGGUUUUGGAGGCUGUCGGGCGGGGGUGA
Molecule: messenger RNA, 1014 nt
Organism: Recurvomyces mirabilis
Lineage: Eukaryota; Fungi; Ascomycota; Dothideomycetes; Mycosphaerellales; Teratosphaeriaceae
Exons: 2
Coding region: 1-1014 (337 amino acids)
Biological process (GO): fatty acid metabolic process
Molecular function (GO): L-gulonate 3-dehydrogenase activity; NAD+ binding
Source: RefSeq, a predicted model, not a curated record